Messenger RNA from Anolis sagrei ordinatus, 5734 nucleotides. RefSeq names its product zinc finger protein 644 (gene ZNF644). NCBI's taxonomy places the organism in Eukaryota, Metazoa, Chordata, Lepidosauria, Squamata, Anolidae. Gene Ontology annotation, cellular component: nucleus. Gene Ontology annotation, biological process: regulation of transcription by RNA polymerase II. The record is from RefSeq and is a predicted model, not a curated record. Gene Ontology annotation, molecular function: DNA-binding transcription factor activity, RNA polymerase II-specific; RNA polymerase II cis-regulatory region sequence-specific DNA binding.
CGGCGAGAAGGGUGGAGGAGACGUUCGGGCGAGCGCUGGAAAGAGAGGGGAUCCGAACGGAAAGGUGGCGUGAUGUCGUCAUGACGCUCAACGCACCCCCCCCCCCCCGCCGUGUGACGCACGUCUUGGCGAGCCCAUGAAUGAUUCAUGAUGUGAAAACAAUUCUAAUGGAAGAAUUUAGCUGCUAUAGAAUAGGUCUCUUUUGGCAUUUGAUCCCAACUUGCAUUUUGAAGUGUGGGAAGAUGCAAACUUAGCAUAAAUGUUCUUAUUGGGCAGAGCAGACCAGCAAUAUGGAUGAGGCAGAGAUCAAUACGGAGACAAUUGGUGCUAAAGGACUGCUAGAUGACAGCAGCUUCGUCUCUGAAAAGAAGAGUAGCAUUCCGAAAUUACCAGAAAAUGAAACAUCAUUUCAGAAAGACCCUGUUACUCUGCCUGAAGAGCUAUCAAUGGACAAGUCUGAAAAGGCCUUAAGUGGAAGCCAGACAUCUUUAUUUAUAAACACUGGUGCUCCUGUUGUUUCUAGUGAAAGUUUUCUUCUGUCUGCGGGAACUAUUAAUGGACCAGUUUCACACUCCACUUUAGCCAAGACUUCCAUUAUGAAAAAGGGCAACAUUUCAUUAACUACUGCACAGACUGUGGACCAUCAAGCAGAUUCUUGUUCAUCUGCAACGGUGGUACAUGAUCUCCAGCUUUCCACAAAGACUUCAACCCAAAAUUCAAAUCAACAGCAGGCUUUGUUUUUGUUACCUGAAGCAGCACAUGCUAAGAACCAGACACAUUCCGUGAAAAAUCUACCUCCCUCUGCAUCUAUUUCUUGUGACAUGCAGCCGUCUAUAGGAAAGAGCAUCAAAUCAGACAGCACUUUAGUAACUCAAGUAGAUGUAUGUGAGGAUAGCAAAAGUUCUCUAGAAAAAGAUGGUGGUAAAUCAUUAACAGGCACUUCCUCAGGUACAGGUGAUUUCAGAACAGACAAUGAUUCAAAGUGGGAUCCACAAAAAGAUUUCAUAGAAUUUUUUAUGACAAAUGAAGAAACUGUAGAUAAGUCACCUGUUGAACCUAAAGUUGGUGUACAGAAAAGGAGAAAAAGAAAGAUGGAUGUUAGCAAAAUAACACGUUAUACUGAGGACUGUUUUAAUGAAUCAAAUUAUAUUCCUGACAAUUCAGAUUCAUUUGAUAUUGAGUUUUCGGAGCAGAAUGAGAACUUACAAGUCAUAGAAUCACAGAACUAUUCAUUAGUUAGAGUAAAGCCUGAAUCAACAGAUGAGGAAUUGGAAGUUGUGGAUGCCAUCCAACAGUUGAUUUAUAAUCCAAGUAAUACAUGUGCAGAUGAUACUUCUCCUGAUCACAGUAGCACUUUUACUUUAUUAAAUAAACAUGAACAAGAUGAUUUAGAAACUCCUUCUAAUUUCAGUACUGAUGAGCCAUCAUUUUAUCCCUGUACAAAGUGCAAUGUGAAUUUUAGGGAAAAGAAGCACCUGCACAGGCACAUGAUGUAUCACUUGGAUGGCAAUAGUCACUUUCGUCAUUUAAAUGUUCCGAGGCCUUAUGCAUGUAGGGAAUGUGGCCGGACCUUUCGAGACCGCAAUUCCCUUCUUAAACAUAUGAUAAUUCAUCAGGAAAGAAGACAGAAACUGAUGGAGGAAAUUCGUGAGUUGAAAGAACUUCAGGAUGAGGGUAGGAGUGCACGGUUACAGUGUCCACAAUGUGUAUUUGGUACUAAUUGUCCCAAAACCUUUGUGCAGCAUGCUAAAACCCAUGAGAAAGAUAAAAGGUACUAUUGCUGUGAAGAAUGUAACUUUAUGGCAGUAACAGAAAGUGAACUUGAAUGUCAUCGAGGCAUUGCUCAUGGGGCAGUAGUGAAGUGUUCAUUGAUUACUACAGAUAUAUCCCAGAGAAAAGCACAGAAAAAGACGUUAUUGAAAGAUUCCUAUAUGGAAUCAGCCAAAAAGUCAGCUGACUAUAUGUGCAAAUUAUGUCCCUUUGUUACAUCAGCCAGAAGCAUUUUAAAAAAACACAUGGAAUAUUUGCAUCCAGCAUCAUGCAUAGAUUCUUUUGGUAGCCGUCUUAGAUUAGAAAAAAGAAAAAGUCACUUCAUAGAUGAAUCUUUACAUUUUGGUAGCAGGACUAAACAUUUGAUCAAACAAGCAUCUGCUUUUCCAAAGACCUCUCUUUUAAAACAAGAUAUGAAACGACCAUUUGGCUCUGCAUUCCAGUCAAGUAACUUUGCAAAACUUCACAGGAGACCCCCCAGGAUACAGAAGGCUCGGAAAAGUGUUGCACAGUCAGCUGUAAGUGUGUAUGGUCAAAACUCUGCAGACACACCUAUUUUGAAUAGAAAUAGCACUGGCCAAAAACCUAAGUAUUUACAUCAUGCAGGAAAGCAAAAGGCUAGUGCCAAAGCAAGCAGUAAUUAUUUAUAUAGAUACAAACUUGAAAAACGUAGGGUUAAAAAACCUAGCAGCCCUUAUCCUUUACACUUAAAGAAGGAAGCUGCAAAGUCUUUACCUUUAUUGUCUUCAAAUAAUGCUCAUAGUAGAUUUAAUAUGGAUUCUCUUAACUAUGGUGCAAAAAGACCAAGAGUCUAUAAAGAUAAGCAUGUAACUGUAAAAAGAUUGGUUAAAAGAUCCAAAAGGGAAGGCUCUGUAACUGGAGAUGAUUUGGACGGUUAUCCAGACUUUCUACAUAAAAUGACUGUUGUUGUUUUGCAGAAACUUGCUGGGGAAAAAGACAGCUAUGAAACGGAGGAUGAAAGUUCAUGGGAUAAUGUUGAACUGUGUGAUUACACUACACCGUCUGUGGAGGAUGGCUCUUACACUGAUAUUAAUCAGGAUCAUGUAAACCUGUUUCCUUUAUUUAAAGAUAACAUGGAAGAAGAAAUUGGUGGUAAAUCCUCUCUUAGAUAUGAGCAAAAUGAUGGAUUUUAUUUUGAGUAUUAUGAAGAUGGAGAAGGUAGCAAUUACCUGCAUGAUUUUCAAGACCCUCAUAAUUUGGAAAAUAUAGGCACAACGUUGCCUAAGCAUAACUCAGUUUUUCAUUGGAGUGACUUAUCUCUUGAGAAAAAAAACUGUCCAUAUUGUCCAGCAACCUUUGAAACUGGUGUUGGAUUGUCUAAUCAUGUGCGUGGACACCUUCACAGAGCUGGGUUAAGCUACGAAGCCCGUCAUGUUGUCUCACCUGAGCAGAUUGCAACAAGUGAUAAAAUGCAGCAUUUCAAAAGAACUGUGACGGGGACCCCAGUUAAACGAGUUAGAAAAGCUAUUGAGAAGUCAGAAAACUCUUCAGAACACACAUGCCAGCUCUGCGGUGGUUGGUUUGACACUAAAAUUGGAUUAUCUAAUCAUGUGCGAGGACACCUAAAAAGGCUUGGUAAAACCAAAUGGGAUGCACACAAAUCUCCGAUCUGUGUUUUAAAUGAGAUGAUGCAAAAUGAAGAAAAAUAUGAAAAAAUCCUGAAGGCAUUGAACAGUCGACGUGUUAUUCCCAGACCAUUUGUUGCUCAGAAACUUUCAUCAAAUGAUGACUUUUUAUCUCAAAAUGUUAUACCUCUUGAAGCAUACCGCAAUGGCCUAAAGACUGAAGAUAUAUCGGUGUCUGCAUCAGAGGAAGAAGGGCUGAGUUUCUUCAAUGAAUGUGAUGAAGCAAAAUCAGUACUCCGUGAUGAAAAAAAAAAUCAGUCACUUACACUGAUAGAACUUUUGAAAAAUAAAAGGGUAGGAGAAGAAAGAAAUCCUGAUAUCUCUCCGCAAAAGAUCCAUAAUCAAACUGCAAGAAAGAGGUUUGUUCAAAAAUGUGUUCUUCCAUUAGAUGAAGACAGUCCUUUGAUGUAUCAGCCACAAAAAAUGGAUUUGACUUUGCAAUCAGGUAUGCCUGUGAAGCUUAGAACGUGUGUGCAUUGCAAUGCGGCGUUUACAAGUGCUGUUAGCCUGUCCAACCACUUACGCGCUUAUGCACGAAAGAAGAGUGCUGGACUUUUGACUGGGACAGCCGUAGAUUGUAAACAAAAAAAAUCAAGAUCAAGAUCUGGAAGCAAGAAAAAAAUGCUGCCAUUACCUCAUGGUGCUGAUGAAGUUUACAUUCUCCGGUGCAGGUUUUGUGGCCUGGUAUUCCGAGGUCCCCUGUCUGUUCAAGAGGACUGGAUAAAGCACCUACAGCGCCAUAUUGUCAACGCAAAUCUUCCUCGGACUGGGGCUGGCAUGGUGGAAGUGACAUCACUGCUUAAAAAACCUGCCUCGAUUUCUGAAACUUCAUUUUCUUUCCUGAUGGCUGAGGCCGCCUCAUAGAAUACGGAAACAUUUCACAUUGCAUUGGAUGUACAUUUGGAAUAAUUUUGUUAGUUUUUUUUAAGUCAAAAUAAAUUAUCUCUUUAUAAAAUCUAAAGCCAGAAAAUGGGGAGAAGAAUGACAGUUAACAUUCAAACAAUUGAGUACUUAAAGCAGUUACCGUAAGUAGUCUUUAUAUUUUAUAUAGGGUGGAAGACGUGUUUUUAAAGUUUACUAUGGCUUUUUUGUCAAUUACUGUAUUCAAGAUUGAUACAAGCCCAUCACAUGUCAGCAGCUGUUUUUAAAUUGUUGCACAUGGGUACUUCAGACAGGUUUUUUGAAAUCUUUACAGUGUUACCAGAAUCAAUGCUCUGUUUAUUAAACAAACCCUUGCUUAGUAAAAUAUAUUCUAUUUUGUUUGUAUGUAUGUAGUGUUUUGUACAAUACAAAGAAAUGCUAAUGAAAUUUACUCAAUUAGGGCAUUAAAUAUCAUGUACUUCAUUGUUCAAGAGACUGUUCCAUUCAAAUAGGGCAAUUAGUACUAUCUAGCUGUGUAAGUGUUUUUUAAUCACACAAGACUCUUUUGUACUAAAAGUGGAGGGAAACUUGUUAAACAGAUUUCUACAAACUAUGUACAUAGUACUGGAAACUAUUUGUGGUAAGGAAAUAUUCUUUACUUCACUUGCAUUUCUCACUGACAAUAAAAUGGUGCGUCCAUGCUACCUCCCAACUUUUGUCAGCAGUAAUGGUAUUUACCCUUUCAAUUUGUUGCAUCACUUGUUCACAAUUCUCUUUAUUGUAAAACACCCCUUUGUUAACAAUCUGUCUUUUUAUGCUUUACUUAGAGGUAUGAGUUGCUUAUAAGACAUUUGGGCCUCCUGUUUUUAUUUAAUACUGUAGAAAUGUACUAAGCGUUGCUCACUAUGUGGCGUAGCUUGCAUUUGUCAUAUUUCAGUUGUUUUGUUUUUUUAAAAAAAUCACAACAUUUGACACAAAUAGAAAAGUUUCUACAAAUGAAGCGAAUGUUUACAAAUUGACUUUUAGAACUUGUUUUGGAUGUAAUUAUAUGUAUGGAAACUGUAACACUAUGCUCAUGCUAAGGAUCUAUUUACAGAAUUAUUGAAAUAAAUGUGCUGUGAGGAUGGAAAAAUAUGGUGCAGAUGUCUUGGUCACAAAAUAUUUUGGCUGUUAACAAAAUGUCACUUUUCAACAACGAAGCAAACUCCUCUUUGGAAACUGGUUCUGUAAUGCAAGUAAUGUUUCAUUUUAUUCAUGUAGGGUGACUAAUACUGUAGUUAUGCCAAGGAAAUGCAUUGAUAUUGUUUUGCGUGUAAAUAAAGUUAUAAAAGCCGUUGAGAUGUGAGGAGUAUUUUGGUGGAGAAUAUACAUUACCUCACAGCCAGUGAAAUUGAUUUCCUCAUGGUAUAUCUCCUUACCAAGAAUAUAUCUCUCUAAAUAAAAAUGUUAAAAGAAAA